AUGCAGUUACGGACUCCCGCGGCGCCGUCAGACGACGCUGAAGCCGCUCAGGCCUUCUCUGAAAUCGGAGCUUCCGAUGCCCGACGGGGCGCCAGCCUGACAUCACCACGAAAUUUGGCUUCGAACCGUCGUCUGUCGUUUUCUCUCGUCAAGAUCACAUUCUUCCCGCGCACAGACAUCCUUUUGACUGCAUCCACAUGCGAAGCGGCGCUGCAUCAUGGCCGUGCUCCCGGGUCGUGCCCUCGGCCGGGCGGGAUGAGGAUGGUCUCGGGCAAUCCGCUCAAGUCCCUUUCGAACUCGGACUUGCAGCAGCAUCAACGGCUCAAGUUUCAGCAUCGCGAAAAGCAAGCUCUAAAUUCAAAGCUUUGGCAAGAAUUCGGUGGCGCAUUCCGCUCACAUUUUGACUUCGGCAACGCCGCCGCGCCACGACGUUGA
This is a messenger RNA of Moesziomyces antarcticus, 435 nucleotides long. RefSeq lists its product as uncharacterized. The record is from RefSeq and is a predicted model, not a curated record. NCBI's taxonomy places the organism in Eukaryota, Fungi, Basidiomycota, Ustilaginomycetes, Ustilaginales, Ustilaginaceae. The coding region runs from base 1 to 435 and encodes 144 amino acids. The transcript has a single exon.